CGCAUAUCAGCAGUUCAGUCACUAGAUCAACACACAGGACGCGUGACUGUCAUUCACGCGACCGUGUUCUUCCACCUUUUCAACGACAAACAGCAGCUUCAGUUAGGAAAAAUCAUGGCUAUAUUGCUGUCAUUGACUCCAGUGACAAUGCUAUUCGGUACACAUAGCAGUCUACGACUAAAGGCCUCCACAAAGUGCCUAUCGCCCGGGGCGACCGCAGUCGUAACAUGCUUUGCGACUUACCUGAAACAUGACGAUUUCUGCAGGACGCGAAAAUUUCCCAAAGGCGCUGUUGGCGUUGAGGCUGGCUCGGAGGAGCUCGACUGCCGGUUCUAUAUGCCUGUGUAG
This is a messenger RNA of Desarmillaria tabescens, 348 nucleotides long. RefSeq lists its product as uncharacterized. The transcript has a single exon. The record is from RefSeq and is a predicted model, not a curated record. Lineage: Eukaryota; Fungi; Basidiomycota; Agaricomycetes; Agaricales; Physalacriaceae. The annotation marks the transcript as partial.